UCACCCUCCUCCCUUUCUCUGCAAAGUCUUCCUGAUCUUUAUACUUCCUGCAAGUCCCUCCUCCUCCUUACUCUCACCCCCGGACUCCAAAAACACUAAUUGCCAGGGUGGGUCAAUGGUUAACGCUCCACUAGCUUUAUAUAAGCCUGCCCUGGCCACCUACCUGCUUUAGUCAGCCCUUAGUCCCCUGGAGUCCAGAAGAGACCAUAGCUCCAGCUGCCCCCUUCUGGGUCCGCACCAUGGCCACCUACUGUCAGCCCCUUUGGGCCUAUCGCUUCUACCUGAUUGCGGUGAUCCUGCCCAUUCUCCUGCUGCCUCUGCCCAUCCUCAUCCCCGAUAAGAAAAUCUACUGUGGCUACUCCAUCAUCCUCAUGGCGCUCUUCUGGAGCACGGAGGCUCUGCCGCUGGCUGUCACUGCCUUCUUGCCCAUCGUCCUGUUCCCCAUGAUGGGCAUAAUGACUGCUUCCGAGGUCUGCCUCGUGUACCUUAAGGACACCAAUAUCCUAUUCAUCGGUGGGCUGAUGGUGGCCAUUGCGGUCGAGCAUUGGAACCUGCACAAACGCAUCGCCCUCCGAGUGCUCCUCAUCGUCGGGGUGCGGCCCGCUCUGCUGAUGCUGGGCUUCAUGCUGGUCACAGCCUUCCUGUCCAUGUGGAUCAGCAACACGGCCACCACGGCCAUGAUGGUGCCUAUCGCGCACGCCGUCCUGGAGCAGCUGCACAAGAGCCCCGCGGGCCAGGACCUCGAGGAGGGCAAGGACAACCCCACCUUCGAACUUCAGGAAGCAGGUCUCCAGAAGGAAGCGACCAAACUUGAUAAUGGGCAGGUCCACCCUGUCCCACCUGGUCCUUUGAAGUCAAAGUCACAGAGGGACCAGGAACAGCUCCGCUUUUCCCAGGGCAUGAGCCUGUGCGUGUGCUACUCGGCCAGCAUCGGGGGCAUCGCCACACUGACUGGCACCACACCCAACCUGGUGCUGCAAGGCCAGGUCAACGAGCUCUUCCCAAAGAAUGACAAUGUGGUGAAUUUUGCCUCCUGGUUCGCCUUUGCCUUCCCCACCAUGAUCAUCUUGCUGCUGCUUGCCUGGCUGUGGCUCCAGGUUCUCUUCCUGGGGUUCAACUUCCGGAAGAACUUUGGCUUUGGGGGACAGGUGCAGGAGCAAGAGAAGGCGGCCUUCCAAGUCAUCAGAAAAGAGCACAAGCAGCUGGGCCCUAUGACCUUUGCAGAAAUUACUGUCACAUUCCUCUUUGUCCUCCUGGUGCUGCUCUGGUUUACUCGGGAGCCAGGCUUUUUCCCCGGCUGGGGCAACUUGGCUUUUCCCGAUGACAAAGGGAAAAGCAUCGUGUCCGAUGGGACAGUGGCCAUCUUCAUCAGCAUAAUUAUGUUCAUCGUGCCCUCCAAGAUCCCAGGGCUGACUCAGGAUCCAGAAAAACCAGGGAAGCUGAAGGCCCCUCCUGCCCUUCUCAACUGGAAGACAGUGAAUGAGAAAAUGCCCUGGAAUAUCAUGAUCCUGUUGGGAGGCGGCUUUGCCCUGGCCAGAGGCAGUGAGGAAUCGGGCCUGUCAGCGUGGCUGGGGCAGAAACUGACCCCACUGCAGGAUUUGCCUGCUCCCGCCAUCACCUUCAUCCUCUGCCUCCUGGUGGCGACCUUCACCGAGUGCACCAGCAACGUGGCCACCACCACUCUCUUCAUGCCCAUCCUGGCCUCCAUGGCCCAGGCCAUCUGCCUCCACCCUCUCUAUGUCAUGCUCCCGUGCACCCUGGCCGCCUCCCUGGCCUUCAUGCUGCCUGUGGCCACCCCGCCCAAUGCCAUCGUCUUCUCUUUCGGAGGCCUCAAAGUGUCUGAUAUGGCCCGGGCGGGAUUCCUGCUCAACAUCCUCGGCGUGCUGGUCAUCAUGCUGGCCAUCAACAGCUGGAGCUACCCCAUCUUCGGCCUGCACACCUUCCCCUCCUGGGCCCACCUCAACACCACCUCCCAGUGCCUGUCCGGCCAGGCAAACGCCACCAUGCUUGGCCCCUAG
This is a messenger RNA of Phyllostomus discolor (pale spear-nosed bat), 2018 nucleotides long. RefSeq names its product solute carrier family 13 member 2 (gene SLC13A2). Gene Ontology annotation, cellular component: membrane. The transcript is spliced from 12 exons. The record is from RefSeq and is a predicted model, not a curated record. Lineage: Eukaryota; Metazoa; Chordata; Mammalia; Chiroptera; Phyllostomidae. Bases 240 to 2018 code for a protein of 592 amino acids. Gene Ontology annotation, molecular function: transmembrane transporter activity. Gene Ontology annotation, biological process: monoatomic anion transmembrane transport.